Molecule: messenger RNA, 1772 nt
Organism: Adelges cooleyi (spruce gall adelgid)
Lineage: Eukaryota; Metazoa; Arthropoda; Insecta; Hemiptera; Adelgidae
Gene: mrn
Product: general transcription factor IIH subunit 4
Exons: 3
Coding region: 148-1560 (470 amino acids)
Biological process (GO): nucleotide-excision repair
Cellular component (GO): transcription factor TFIIH core complex; transcription factor TFIIH holo complex
Molecular function (GO): double-stranded DNA binding; ATPase activator activity
Source: RefSeq, a predicted model, not a curated record
AAUUUUUGGCGAAAUUCAAAAUAAUCAAUGGUUUAUAUUUACUACUAUUAUAUAUAUUUUUUCAAAAUAAUAUUAAUAGUUAUAAUACAAUGGGCGGGCGUUUGCGGUGAUUUAGUUAAAAUAAUUUAAACAUUUUAGUGUAUCAUUAUGUCGAAAGAAUCCGGUUCUAAAGAAAAACGUAAACACCUAAAAAAAGACGACGGCUCUAAAGUGCUCAAGGUGUUGACUCUGUUCGAAUACCUUACUAAACUGCCGGAAGCUAUACAAGACCGGCUUUACAGUCAUCCGCCAACUUGCCUGACUGUCUUCCGAGUUCUGCCGGACAUAGCGCAACAGUUCACAUUGCGCAUACUAUUUAUUGAACAACCAGUACCGCAGUCGGUGCUAUCAUCUUGGGUUCCUGCCAAUUACUCAAAUGAGCUCGAAGAGUCUAUCAAAGUGGCCACAAAUUUGCAUAUAUGGAAAUUGACUGGCGUGUCGGGAGGUUUGAAAGGAUGGAUUUUGAAUUCGACAUUUAAAAAAAAACUCAAGGUAGCGCUGAUGGGCGGCGGCCGCUCUACUGUAUCCAAUAACGAAGUAACAGCUGAUCCCAAAGCAAGAGAUGUUGACUUCCUCGAUGCUUACGCGUACGAAAGAUGGGAAUGUAUUUUGCACUACAUGGUCGGCUCUAAAAACGAAGGCAUAUCGGCUGACGCGGUCAGAGUGUUGUUGAAUGCGGGUCUCAUGGUUCAAGAUACCGAUGGCAGUCCAGUGAUCACGUCAACAGGGUUUCAGUUUCUUCUGUUGGACAUGGCGACCCAAGUUUGGUACUUUAUGCUGCGUUACAUGGAAACUGUAGAAGCACGAGGGCUUGAUCUCGCUCAAUGUCUGACGUUCUUAUUUCAAAUACAUUUGGGUACCUUGGGUUGGGACUAUAUUACUGAUGAAAUGUCCGAAAACCUACAAGCGUUCCUACAACACCUGCGAGAAUUUGGAUUAGUUUACCAAAGAAAACGGAAAGCCGGUCGUUUUUACCCUACCCGUUUGGUAAUAGAAAUGGGCCAGGGUAGUAGUCGAACAUCUGAACGAAUGAAGAACAAAGAGCGUUAUAUUAUUGUAGAGACUAAUUUCCGAGUGUAUGCCAUGACAGAUUCAGACCUUAAAGUUGCUUUAAUUGCAUUGUUUACACAUAUGUUAUACAGGUUUCCAAAUAUGGCUGCUGGUAUACUUACUCGAGACUCUGUACGUACAGCAUUACGCAGUGGUAUUACGGCUGCACAAAUAGUGAGGUUUUUGACUGUUCAUUCACAUCCACAAAUGCAAGAAGGCGGUAUGCCCCAAACUAUUAUCGAUCAAAUUUAUUUGUGGGAAAAUGAAAGAAACAGAUUGGCGUACACCGACGGAGUGCUCUACAGCAACAUUAACACUCCGAAUGACUACGAAACAAUUAAAAACUAUGCCUCCGAUAUUGGAGCACUGGUGUGGUGUGAUGAAAGAAGACGAAAUAUUAUUGUUAGUACGGACGGUCACGAUGAUGUAAGAAAAUUCUGGAAAAAACAACCAAAAUCUGAUCCUUUUUAAUUGGUAACAAAAUAUGGUCUCAUCCUUUGUUUUUGGAAUGAAUGAUUUUUUUUUUUUGUAAAAUAAUAUUUAUAAAUAAUAUGUUAAGUUAAAGUUAAAUCUUAGCAAAAAAAUUAUACAUUGUAAAUAUUACAUACAUAUUUAUAAAAAAAAAUAUGUAGAUUUUCAAGUUAUUAUAAUUUUUAUUUAGUAUUAAUUUGUACAUAAAUAUA